Molecule: messenger RNA, 303 nt
Organism: Rangifer tarandus platyrhynchus (Svalbard reindeer)
Lineage: Eukaryota; Metazoa; Chordata; Mammalia; Artiodactyla; Cervidae
Source: the annotation of a GenBank genome assembly
AUGAGAGAUGAGGCACAGGGUGAGUUGGAGGUGGGUGUGGCCUGGGAAAGGCAGCCCCAGAGCCUUCCGGUGCCUCUGAAUGAGGCAAUGCUCUGGUUGUUAGCCGCAGGAAAUAAAUCAGAGGGUGAACUGACUUCCCAGACCCUGGAAUCUCGCAGCUCGCCCCCACGGGCCUUUGCACCGCCUGGCAGCCGUUCCCUUCCUCUGGGACUGGGCUUGGAGGCCACGUCCUCCCAGGAGCUGGCCGGAACUCCUGCCGCGGGGGCCGUGCCCCCGGCGCCCUCUAGUGUCGGGUUGUAUUAG